CUUUCAGGGUUGCAGUGAUCUUCUUUGUGUUUUUGUCACUUGUGUAGAGCUCAUGCCGACAGAGCGGUGGAGAGGAUACAAUCAACCAACAUUGAUUUUUUUUCGGCUUCUACUUCCGGGAGAGCAACUGAGAGGGAAGAUCAGUCCAAACCUUUUGCAGAAACCUUCCACAGAUAGCAAUUAUUUACAAUCUUAAACCACAAAGAGGAAAAGAAAGAGAAAUGGCCCAGAAAGAAGGAGGAGGGCGUGUUAAGACCGGGGACCAUCUUGGGGCCAAAGUCAUUGCUGGGGCUCCUACAGCCGGUGGAGGAGUGGUGGUGGAGGUCAGGGAGAAGAAGGGACCUCUGCGGGCUGCGAUACCCACAAUGCCCUUCCCUUUGGCUGUCAUCUGUCUGUUUCUGAACACCUUCAUACCUGGACUCGGUACCUUCAUCUCAGCGUUCACGGUGCUGUGUGGCGCUCGCAGCGAGCUGAUCUCAGAGCGAGGUGUUUGUUGUGUGUUUUGGCUCAACGUGGCAGCAGCACUCAUCCAGAUACUGACAGCUGUAAUCAUGGUCGGAUGGAUCAUGAGCAUCUUCUGGGGAAUGGACAUGGUCAUCCUGGCAAUUUCUGAUGGCUAUAGAGACCAGGGUCUUCCUCAGGAUGUCUGAGAGGUCACUCUCAUGUUUGCUGAUGGAUCACAAGGACAGUUUGACCUCUUUAACCUCCUUGACGCCUGAUGGUGACCUUUACCUUUGUGAUGACCUGUAGCUGUCUGUCUUUUAAAUGCCGGACCACAGAGAGAAGGAGAGACGUUCAAAUAAAUUAACCACACGGGGAAAGAAAGAAGGAAAUAAUUAGCUGACUGCAUCUGAUGGCACGCUGCUGAUUGGUCGAGGAAAAAGAGACAAGAAAAACAAUGUAUUUGUAUUUUGUCAAGUAAUUAUAAUAGCGCGUUUUGAAUUCUGUCUUUUGAUUUUUUUUUUUACCUGACGACAUGUUUCCUACAUGACAGAAGGGAAACUAGUUAAGAUAUUGAUUGGCAAAAUGUAUUUCUGUAUUUUUGGCUUGUGAAUUUUGCCAGACGAAAAAAUGGAGUAAAAAAAACAACGUUAUUUGGCUGAUAACAGUGUUUCCAGAACCAGCGUAACCAGAGCUGACGCUGCCACUGAAUUGGCUGCCACAGAUUAUUUCAGUGUUAGAUGUCACUGGAUUUAUUAGAGAGUUUGACUGUCACAUAAUCUCACAGACUUUAGAGGAAGCCUCUUGUGUAAUUUAGUGGCCUUUCCAUUGGGAUAUUGACACUUUCACGUUCAUCAAUUCUCACUAUAAAACAUAUUCCUUCUUCUCUUGUUGCCGUUUACAUGGAGUACAAAACCAUGCUGACAAUCUCUGAGCACAGAAUCAACAACUAUUCAAACCACAAACAUGGCGUAAAAACAUGUCUUGACAUAAUUAUGAUGUAGGAAUCAUUUGCAACUAAUCGAUCACUAUAGCUAUUGUAGCUACAAUAUUUUCCUUUUCAGGCAAUGUUUUACUGCAAACACAUCUUUAACACGCCGGGUCUCAGUGUUGGGAACAAGAUGCACGUCAUCCUAAAAUUAAGGGCUGUGUGAAAAAAUAUUCAUGCCUCCGGAUAAUUAUUUGAUUAGAAUUUUCAUACCUCUUAAAUGUGUAACUCAGUGUCAGAGGGAUAUUACACAUUAUUAGAACAUGGUAUCUAAUUAACAAUAUGCCACUCUGGACAAGAAUAUUCACUGACAAAGAUACAGUAACUGUAAUGUAAUUUAAGCUUGUGUCCUUUGUUUGAACAGAUAUUUUUGACUUGUUCGAUAAGGAUCAUAUUAAUACACAUAAGAGGUCCGAAACACUUGUAAAUAUUAAUAUUAAAUAUUUUUUAAUUCACCGUUUUGUUUGUUUAUUGUGUAUAUGAUAAUGUGUGGGUGUUUGUGUGCAAUAUUGUAAAUGGAGAUUAGAGAAUACAUGGUAUGGCGUCAGUACAACUUUGUGGGAAGGUUUUUAGGUCAUAAGUAAAGAUGUACAAGAGUCAAUCACAAAGUUGUAUUAUUUAACACAACUUGCCUUGGAACUAUCGAUCCAAACAAAGCCUUUCCCAUCAGCUUCCUCAUGCACUGUAUCAUUGGCUCACUUCCCUGAGAAAUAUCCAAAAAUAUCGAAAGUCAAAGAGCAUUCAACAAAAAUAAAUAAACCAGCUUAGCCUCUGCCGUAACACUAAUGGAAAUCACUCGUGAGUGUAUUCGCAGGGAGCUCAGUUACUGCUGAACAAACUGAAUGAGCUCUAACUGGAGCUAUUUGGCAAAAUGCUACUUAGAGUACACUUCGAAAACAGAAAAGCAGAUCAUUACCUCCCUGAUAUUGGACAUAUUCAGCAAAUGUUAUUCAGCAUUUCUGGAAAGAAGUAGAGAUACAUGUAUUUAUGGUGACUUCCCAAUUUUGGUCGUGCCUUUAUAGAAAUAGAGCUUGUGUGUGUAAUUCACGAUGUGAUUUUACCCUCUUCUUCUUUUGAUUUUCUACUCGUGAUGUAUCUUUGUAUUUUAUUAUCCCUGUUGGUUUAAUUAUCCUCAUCAUUUAACCAAAUGCCUUUUUAAAGAGUACUGCUGUUGGGUGACAACACCAAUGUUUUUCCGUGUAUCUGUUGUACAGUGUUUGUAUGUGAGACAGAUGAUGAUGAUGUCUGUGAUGGUGAUGAUAUUUUAUGCCUUACGAAUGUUCUCCCAGAAGUGUUUCUGUAGCAGUGAGUUUUUUUGCUUUGUGUGGGUUUGGGUACAAUUUAUAGAUCUGAAAUUAUUGUUAUUCAAACACUUUAUUAAAAUGAUGAUGGUGUUGUGCUAGCUUUUCGAUUGUAGACGAACAUACUGUCAUGUACAGUUUUCUGCAUGCAUAGCUUUGUUGUCAAGUCACUGUAUAGAGUAACACACACACACACACACACACACACACACACACACACACACACACACACACACACACACACACACACACACACACUAACCCUAUUUUAAGAUUGUAGCUUUAUUCCGUGACUUUGCAGCAUUGGUUUUAUUUUAAGGUGACUGAAACAAAAUCUUGGCAUUAAAAAACUUUGUUCUAAUUACUCAAUGCCUGUGACUGAAAUGUGCACGUUUUGGAUUUAAUGUGUAUCAUUUGAAAGGAUUCAUGAGAAGAUUGCUUUCUCCGUGAAACUAAAGAAUCACAGUUGUUUUUCAUAGCAAAAUCAGAAAGUAGCGCUUAUCCUUGCAGGAUUCAAUAUGCUCAACUUUUGUUAUUAAAUGGUGUGUGAAUUCA
Cottoperca gobio is the source of this 3285-nucleotide messenger RNA. It is a transcript of the gene stum, whose product is annotated as stum, mechanosensory transduction mediator homolog. The transcript is spliced from 5 exons. Bases 222 to 650 code for a protein of 142 amino acids. The record is from RefSeq and is a predicted model, not a curated record. NCBI's taxonomy places the organism in Eukaryota, Metazoa, Chordata, Actinopteri, Perciformes, Bovichtidae.